AUGGAUGAAUCCAGAGAUUUUCUUACACGACAUAAGAUAGAUUAUCCUUCAAGGAUUGCGAAAAAAUCGGUCAAGUACAAACCAAAAGCGCAUUAUCCAACACCCUUGAAUAUAUUAAAUGGACCAUAUAAAUAUCAUUUGAAUACAAGUUGCUUAAAUGAAACUUUACCUUUGGAGAAACGAACGGAAGAUCCCCGAAGUUAUACGAAUAGGGUGCAUACAAAAUAUCCACAUUUGAAGAAAUUUAUUCUCGAAUCUUCUUUGAAUGAAGAACUUUUCGAAGAAGAAAAUAAGAAGCUAAAUCGAACUGUUUAUCAAAUAGAUUAUUCUAAGCAUCUUGACGAUUUUGUAUCUUUGCGUGAUCAAAAGUUAGGAACGCAUAUAAAACGAGCAACUUUACCGGACAAUUGGAUCAUACCAGAAACCGUACAAAAACGUUCUUUUCGAAAUCCUUGGGAAAUGAUUAGAAAGGAUUUAUUACUUGUCAAAGUCAAAGAAAAACCUGCAAAUAAUCUCGAUCCUAAUCCGAAAGAACGCGAAAUUCUUCGUGUCAAAACUGGAAAAUCUGAAUACGAAGAUGCGAUCGGUAAAACGGGAAAUUUAAUUAUGAGAGAAAAACCUUACGGCCUAUUAUUACCGAUCGAGACAUCCGCCAUAUUGGGUACAAAGGAUGAUUCUAAUAAAAAAUCAGAAUGUUCUAUCGUUUUAACUUCCAAAAACAUAGCAUUACCUUCAAAUAUAUUUUGAUUUUUAAUUCUAAAGAAAUAAAAUUGUUUUAUGUUUUUUCAAAUGUACAAAUACGUUAUAGAAUUAAGGAUCAAUGUCAUCAUGUGUUUGAUCAAUUAUAAAGAUAGUUUAUUAAUUGUGUAGAUCAAUUAAAAGUCGUAGUAUAGAACACAUGAUGAAUUGAUUGAUAUUUUCCAUAAAAAAAAAAAGAAAAAGUAAAUAAAACUACGCUCCUCAUUGCUAGUAAAUUGACAUGGCAAAGAUCACAAUUUACAUGUUGGUAAAAUUUAUAGAAAUGAUUCACAUUUUUAAACGUAAGAGAAAAAUUUAAAAAUGAUUGAUCUUACACCAUGGCUUCUUGCUAGCAUUACAAUAAAAACGCGUUAACAUGAUUUUUUAUAGUCUAUCAUUAACUCUAAAUUUAUCUAAAUCAUUCAGAAAGUAAUCGUGAUAUUCGAUUUUGAAGUUAUUAUCAAGAUCAUCAACUUGAAUUAUACAAAAAGAACAAGAAAAGAAAAUUAAUAGUUUACAUUAAAUUUAUCUCUAAAAUGAUGUGUUAUUAUU
Polistes dominula (European paper wasp) is the source of this 1290-nucleotide messenger RNA. RefSeq lists its product as uncharacterized. The record is from RefSeq and is a predicted model, not a curated record. NCBI's taxonomy places the organism in Eukaryota, Metazoa, Arthropoda, Insecta, Hymenoptera, Vespidae.